AAUCCGUGGUUGAAGAAGCACCGAUCUUUUUUUUGUUGUUGUUGUAAAACUAGCAAAAGUAAAGUUGGCAGCUGAAUAUAAAACGUUCGCAUUUUUUUUAGACCAGCGACAAAGUUUGAUGCUCAGGAUGAUGUCAUGGGGAGUGCUUGUCGGUCUAGUGGUGGGACUUCUGCUGGCAAACAAUGCGCAUGGUUAUCCGAAAGCAAAACCCUGUGACGCCUCUCCUUAUCGCAAGGAUGGCCGUGCAUGCGGCGGUGCGGAGGCGGUGAGCCUCGAGCUGUACGCGGAGUCCCUGUGUCCCGGGUGUCGCGCCUUCACCACGGGGCAGCUCUACGGCACGUGGCUCCUCCUGGGGGACAUCAUGAACGUCACCCUGGUGCCGUACGGCAAUGCCCAGGAGAAACACGACGGAGAUCAGUGGGUGUUCACGUGUCAGCACGGCCCCCAAGAAUGCCUUGGGAAUCUGCUGCAGGCUUGCCUGAUCCACUACUUGCCGAACAAUGCCGAUCAUUUGCCCAUCAUCUACUGCAUGGAGGCAGCAGAAGACCCCGUCUCAGCUGCAUCCCAGUGUGCGGCCUUGUUGGCCCCAACGCUGAACUGGCAACAGGUUGAGACGUGUGCCAAUGGCACUCUGGGCAACCAGCUGAUGCACAGCAACGCCCAGCUCACAGACGCCCUCAACCCUCCUCACAAAUACGUCCCCUGGAUCGUCUUCAAUGGGGCUCACACGGAGGAUAUCCAGAACAAGGCAAUGGAGGCACUCCUUCCGAUGGUUUGCAGUGCAUACAAGGGCGAACUGCCAGUAGCCUGCGGAAAAUAAGGACCUACUUCUCAACACAAGCCUUGGACAUUCACCCACCAUGGACCAUUUAUAACCCAAACUUACUCUUCACUCAAAAUGCACAUGAAACACUUGAACGCGAUAAAACAAAAUUUUACUUUUAAAUAAAUUUUGUGGGGGAUAGUUGUGUGGGGGUGGGGUGGACAGUGGGUUAAGGACAGUAUGAAUAUAAAUAAAUCAUGUACAGAUACCUAAAUGCACUUUUGGUAUUGUGUCAUAUUGAAAAUGUUUUAUUGUGUUAUUUCUGCUAUGAUUGCUUAGAAUUAAUGUUAUGUUUAAAAUUACAGUAAACUGGGCUUUAGACCAGUUGCUACUUACAGCCAGUCACGUUAUAUGUUGGUAAAGCUUUAAUUGUUGUCAUUGUUUGGAAAUGUAUACACGGAAUUACAUGGAACCUUUUUUGCAAAGUAGAUAUAAUUGGUCUUACGACAUCUGUUGUAAGAAUUGGCCGUGUGCUUUGCUCGUCUAAUUGAUUUAAACAUGUUCGUACACAACUAUAGUUACAUGGGUGUCCUCUCUUCAAAAAAGGCACCUGAAUAAUGAUUCACCUUUUAAAUAAAGAUGACCGGAGUUGAAUGA
Messenger RNA from Lethenteron reissneri (Far Eastern brook lamprey), 1420 nucleotides. RefSeq names its product gamma-interferon-inducible lysosomal thiol reductase-like. The record is from RefSeq and is a predicted model, not a curated record. Gene Ontology annotation, molecular function: oxidoreductase activity, acting on a sulfur group of donors, disulfide as acceptor. Lineage: Eukaryota; Metazoa; Chordata; Hyperoartia; Petromyzontiformes; Petromyzontidae. Gene Ontology annotation, cellular component: lysosome.